Messenger RNA from Nymphaea colorata (pocket water lily), 1675 nucleotides. Its product is annotated as multiple organellar RNA editing factor 1, mitochondrial-like. Gene Ontology annotation, cellular component: mitochondrion. Bases 1 to 1074 code for a protein of 357 amino acids. Gene Ontology annotation, biological process: mitochondrial mRNA modification; cytidine to uridine editing. The transcript has 5 exons. NCBI's taxonomy places the organism in Eukaryota, Viridiplantae, Streptophyta, Magnoliopsida, Nymphaeales, Nymphaeaceae. The record is from RefSeq and is a predicted model, not a curated record.
AUGCUUGCCCUGUCCCUUCUUGGGAGGGCCCUUCCCUCGGUGCUUCAGCAUCUCGAGCUUCGCCAGGCGCUCGUGCUCGAGCCUCCCCAUCACCAGGGGGUCGUCCUUCUUGAUGUCAUCUCUGCCCCGUCGGGUUAUGAUGGAAAGAUAGGACCGGACACGAUCCUCUUCGAAGGAUGUGACUACAAUCAUUGGCUGAUUACCAUGGAGUUCCCCAAGGACCCGAAGCCCAGCCCUGAAGAAAUGGUCGAGACCUUCGUCCAGACGCUCACCAAGGUCGUCGGAAGCGUGGAGGAAGCUAGAAAACGUAUGUAUGCUUGCAACACUAUGCAAGGUGGAAGACAAGAUUGUCCACCACCACCACCUGAUCGCAAGAACACCAUGCAUGGUGGAAGACAGGAUUACCCAUCACCGCCACCACCACCUGAUCGCCAGAACACCAUGCAAGGUGGAAGACAGGAUUAUCCACCACCACCACCACCAGGGAAUUUUUCUCCAAGUGGCGAUUUCAGGAACUCCAUGCAAGGUGGAGGACCUAAUUACCCACCACCUCCACCACCAAGAAAUUUUGGACCCAGUGGAGGUGAUAUGCAUGGUUAUGGUCCUCCAGCUGGCAGAGACUUCACUCCACCUGGUAAUAGAGGGUUUCCUCAAGGAGAAAGAAGAGACUAUGGGCAGCAAGUUGGGGUGAGUUAUCCUCAAGGUGAACAAAGGGACCCGAUGGCUGUUGGUGGGAGAGAUUAUGCACCAGGCGGUGGGGAUUUUCAGGGAGAAAGAAGAGGUCCUUUCCCACCAUAUGGGAGAGACCAUGACCAGGGGGUUCAAGGUAAUUAUGUUCCUCCAGAGCAUAGGGACUUUUCACAAGGAACAGGUAACAGGGAUUCUUCACAUUCUGCUGAAGGAAAUUAUGGGGGUUCCGGCAGUGAUUAUGCCAUUAUGGUUCAACUGGACAUCCUCAUGGUGGACAAGUGCGCGUCCGGAGGAACUGAGCUACCUGGGCAGGAGGUGGAGGUUACCCAAGGUGCCAUAGUUCGCCCCGGCGUGAGUUGCUGCAGAGCUGGCGGUGGCGAUUAGGAAGAGAAGGAGGAGGAGGAAGCGUGCCUCUCCAGUGGUCCUCGGUGGUGGUGGUGGUUCUCAGGCCAUGGCGGGUGGCCGUUGCUGCACCUCCCACCCUGCCUCGCCUUCGUUAGUUUGUUAUCAUCGUCUCGACUCUCGGCUGGAGCUUCCUGCCUCACCGUCUAGCGUCUGCCCUGCUCACCUUCUGCCUUGCGUACCUGCAGUUUGGUACUGCAAUCUAUAUUCAGGUUCGCGGGUACAAUAAGCACAGAAUCCAACUGACCAGUGACCAUGCGCCGUUUUUACUUGCAUCAGCUCACAAUAUGCCUCUUGAAGGUAGCUAGAUCUAGAAAAAGGAAAAGAAAGAACCUAAUAAAAUAAGCCUUGAUCCGCUGGUCCUGCCCUCUUUCUACCCAGAUAAGUUUUUGUGGCUCAACGUCAAAACCUGAUCCGUGUUACCCAUCACUGAUUAUUUUUUUUUUCUCAUAUACGUUCAUAUGUAAAAACAACAGGAUUCUUGAUUCAGUUUCUGGUUCGAGGUUUCCAUCAGAAUGAAUGUGAACAAGCACGGCGCCCACGACAAGUAUCCAAAUCCAGAUAAUUGUAAAUCAUUAGAUUU